Molecule: messenger RNA, 2140 nt
Organism: Entelurus aequoreus (snake pipefish)
Lineage: Eukaryota; Metazoa; Chordata; Actinopteri; Syngnathiformes; Syngnathidae
Product: putative adenosylhomocysteinase 3
Exons: 16
Coding region: 103-1539 (478 amino acids)
Biological process (GO): L-methionine cycle
Cellular component (GO): cytosol
Source: RefSeq, a predicted model, not a curated record
GACGCCAGGGACGGUCCUCACCCGCCCGCCGAGGACGACCGAGGAGACGCAGGGGAGAGCUCCAAGGAACAGGCGGCCAACGCCAUACCUAACCUGCUGAGGAUGCUGAAGGAGGCCGAGAGCAGGUGGACCCCCGGUCAGGGUCGGGACGGGACGAAGGAGGGGGUCACGGAGGCCCUCAAGACCGACAUGAAAAUACAACUGACUGAGCAGGAAGAAGAAUUCAACAAGCGACCUAUGAAGACCGUCCCGCGCACGCUGUCGAGGUCCAUCUCGCAGUCGUCCACCGUCAGCUACAGCUCAGUCAGCAGUGACUGCUUAGAGGAUGAGUCCUCUCCUAGGAACAAGGUCCAGAAGACAUCCAAGGACACCUCGGACUUCUGCAUCAAAGACAUCAAACGAGCCGACUUUGGACGUCGAGAAAUUGCCAUUGCGGAGCAAGAGAUGCCUGCGCUGAUGGUUCUGAGGAAGAGAGCGGGAGCGGAGAAGCCUCUGACCGGGGCCAAAGUGGUCGGCUGUACGCACGUUACCGCACAGACCGCAGUUCUGAUCGAGACUCUGGCCGCGUUGGGGGCUCAGUGUCGCUGGGCGGCCUGCAACAUCUUCUCCACUCAGAACGGCGUGGCUGCGGCUCUGGCUGAGGGAGGCACAUGUGUGUUUGCAUGGAAGGAGGAGACAGAGGACGACUUCUGGUGGUGCAUCGAUCGCUGCGUCGGAGCCGACAUCUGGCAACCCAACGUGAUUCUGGAUGACGGGGGUGACCUGACCCACUGGAUCUACAAGAAGCACCCCGGCCUGUUCAAGAACAUAAGAGGCGUUGUGGAGGAAAGCGUUACGGGAGUUUAUCGCUUGUACCAGCUGGCUAAGGCCGGCAAGUUGUGUGUUGCCGCCAUGAACGUCAACGACUCCGUGACCAAGCAGAAGUUUGACAACCUUUACUGUUGUAAGGAGUCCAUCCUGGACGGCUUGAAGAGGACCGCAGACGUCAUGUUCGGGGGCAAGCAAGUGUUGGUCUGCGGCUACGGCGAGGUUGGCAAAGGUUGCUGUGCCGCCCUCAGAGCCAUGGGAGGAGUUGUGUACGUCACAGAAGUGGAUCCCAUCUGUGCCCUGCAGGCCUGCAUGGACGGCUUCCGAGUGGUCCAACUCAACCAGGUGGUCCGACAGGUGGACGUGGUCAUCACCUGCACAGGCAACAAACAUGUGGUGGCCAGGGAACACCUGGAGAGGAUGAAGAACGGCUGCAUCGUCUGCAACAUGGGACACUCCGACACGGAGAUCCAUUUGACCAGUCUGCAGACCCCUGAGCUGAGGUGGGAGCGGGUCAGGCCUCUGGUGGACCACAUCAUAUGGCCAGAUGGGAGGAGAAUAGUCCUGCUGGCUGAGGGUCGCCUGCUGAAUUUGAGCUGCUCCACCGUUCCCACGUUUGUCCUUUCAAUCACCGCCACAACGCAGGCUCUGGCCCUCAUAGAGCUGUUCAAUGCUCCCGAGGGACGUUACAAGCAGGACGUCUACCUGCUGCCAAAGAAGUUGGGCAAGUAGAUCGUCCCCCCGGAGAAAAGCAACACCACCCGUACUUGUGUUUCCUCUUCAUUUCUACCUCCAAAAUGAUGAUUUAUUUUUCUUUUCCCAGAUGAAUAUGUGGCUAGUCUGCACCUUCCCAGCUUUGAUGCUCGCCUCACAGAGCUGACAGACGAGCAGGCCAAGUACUUGAGCAUCGGCAAGCAGGGACCCUUUAAGCCCAACUAUUACAGGUACUGACCUACUGGACGUCAAAUUGAAGAUCUUCAGACCAACUCAGUUUUAAUCAUUCACUGCUGACCAACUGUUUGUUUGCUAAGAUGUUCUGCGUUCCUAGAAAGAUGUACGAGAUACGUUUUUGCGCGUUGUUGGUUUUUUUUUUUUUACUCAUUAGCUACAUAAUGUGGAAAAAAAGAUGUAUUUGUGUAAACUAACUGUUAGCGACACACACUAAAGGUGCAAAAACUUGUCAUGCACCAAGUGUGCGUGUAAAAAUUUGAAGUGCUCCCCACCUGGUCAACAUAUGAAAUAACAAGUGUGUGUAAGAAAUUGAAAUGCGCCCCCUUUGGCCCAAUUUUUUUUUUUUUAAAUACAUAAAUAUGUAUAUAGAGACAUAUUGUAA